AUGGUUUAUAAGAAAAGAAGUAACUAUGAAAAUUGUGAAAACUGUUACAUCCACUCUGAAAAGAGAACAAGAAAGACGAAAAAGAUAAAAUCUCCGAGCAAUUCAGAUCUUUUUCCUUGUAAGUUUAGGGAAAACAACUACUCUACAGAAAUACCCAAUACAAAGCUAAGUACAUCCAGUCUGUAUGACGGUUGUGAGUCAAAGAAACGCACCAAACUGCAGACUAAACCCCUCAACAGAUCACAUCGCAGUUUGUGUUACUCCUCGUACUCUAUAAACGAUGUGUGCGGAAGAUGUGAAACACCAUUGCUACGAGGGAGAAAACCAGCUUAUGACUCUUCCAACAUUGACUUAUUGAAUAUCCCUGAAAGUGACCGUCGGAUUCUUGAAAUUCUAGCAUUGAAGAAAGAACAAGAGAUUGAAAGUGAGAAAAUAGCCUACCAAUCUCAGCUGCUUUGGGAGAAAUCACAGAAUGAAAGAAUCAAGCGUAACGAAUUGAGGGAAAGACAAGUUCACGAGUCUCUGAAAAAAGCAAUUAUUGAUGUAAAUUUUAGACAAAAAGAAGAUGAAGUAGAAGAAUUUUUCCAGAGGCAUAUUGAAGAAUUGGAGGAAAAAUUGAACAGAGCCGAAUCUCAACGGCGGAGUAGGCAGGAACAAAUUCAUAGGAGAGUAGCGAGUGCCAACAGAAGUGAGGAUGUGAGACAUCAAGAGAACAUGUUGGACUUGCUGGCCGAACAGUCAUUGACACAACAUCAGAAACAACGGCAAUGUCGGGAGAGAGAGUCUAGAGCAAGAGAGAGACACAUCGAGAUCCGACAGAGGAGAGAGAGAAGCCUAAAACAAAUGAGGGCAGAACAAGAGGAAAGGGCAGCCAUUGUGAGAGAGAUGCACCGGGAAUUGGAGAGGGGACUAGAGGCUUGGCAAGAUCAGGUGAUGUUGCUACAGUGGGCAGACCAUCAGAGAGCGGAGGCAGUGGUCCAAUCACAGAAGGAAGAUCGCAAAAUGAAGGUCGAAGUGGAAAACAAAGAGAGACAAAUACUUCACCAACAACGGUUAAAAAAAGUGAGAGAAGCAGAACAGAAGAGACAGCAGAGUGUACGACAAGAAAUAACUGCCAAAGAGGAAAAGAUUAGAUCUCUUCAGAGACAAAGAGAAAGAGAGUUACUAGAAGGCAGAGCGCAGGCUCAGAUGACUGCAGAUCUCAGAGAACACCUCAGACAAACACUGUCCCCGGAGACAUUUGACAGGAAGGUAGCUCGUGCAGCUCUAGAGACUCGCAUGUCCAACCGUCCGAUAUCUGUGAGUCCCUCACUGCUGUCUUCUCACAUACACCUUGGCUAGACAACAACAGUCAUCAUUAGGGAUAGAGUUCAGACCAGAGUAUAUACAGCACUUCUUCAGAGAAGAUUGAAAUGAAAUACCAGUUUAAACUUUUCAAUUGGUGUAACCUCCAGUGUUACCAACUUUGAACACUAAAAAAGGUCUAGUCGCAGAUAUUAUUUUAGGCUUGAUACUGUAUAUACAAAAAUAACCAAAAAUAAGUUU
This is a messenger RNA of Macrosteles quadrilineatus (aster leafhopper), 1545 nucleotides long. RefSeq names its product trichohyalin-like. The record is from RefSeq and is a predicted model, not a curated record. The coding region runs from base 1 to 1341 and encodes 446 amino acids. NCBI's taxonomy places the organism in Eukaryota, Metazoa, Arthropoda, Insecta, Hemiptera, Cicadellidae. The transcript is spliced from 8 exons.